AUGGGGCAGCGCCUUUCAGGAGCUGAGAGGGAGGGGGACAGCAUGAGGCCGGGGGUGCAGGAUGAGGACUGGCAGCCAGUGCCACCUCCUGGGGUGCUCCUGAGGACAUACAGCCCGGGGACAGCUGGAGCAGCCGAGAAGGUGUCCUCCCUGGGCAAGGACUGGCACAAGUUCUGCCUGAAGUGUGAGCGCUGCAACAAGACCCUGACCCCGGGCGGGCACGCUGAGCACGAUGGGAAGCCCUUCUGCCACAAGCCCUGCUACGCCACGCUGUUCGGCCCCAAAG
Molecule: messenger RNA, 286 nt
Organism: Tauraco erythrolophus (red-crested turaco)
Lineage: Eukaryota; Metazoa; Chordata; Aves; Musophagiformes; Musophagidae
Source: RefSeq, a predicted model, not a curated record